AUGAAGUCUGAUCGGUUUGAUUACGUCCUCAAGUUUCUGAUUAUCGGCGAUGCUGGGACUGGCAAAACUUGCAUCCUUAGGCGUUAUACGGAACGAAAGUUUUUCCCCAACACACAGCAUACUAUUGGAGCUGAAUUUGGUAAUCGAAUCAUCAACGUAGACGGAACCCACGUUAAGAUUCAGAUUUGGGAUACUGCUGGUCAGGAACGGUUCCGCUCAUUGGCUAGGGCUUACUUCCAUGAUGCGGUUGGCACUCUACUGGUCUAUGAUAUCACCAACCGCGCCUCUUUUAGUGCCGUUGAACAGUGGUUAGGCGAUGCGCGUCAACUUGCCACCCCUGGUGUCGUUGUGAUCCUCGUCGGUAACAAGAAGGAUCUUCAGGAUACGGAUGGUCAAGUGACCCAUUGGGAGGCGAAUACAUUUGCGCAGGAAAAUGAGUUACAGUUCAUCGAGACUUCAGCUUUGACAGGGGAAAAUAUCGAUGACGCCUUCACGUCGUGCGUACGGGUCAUCCUAAGUAAGAUGAAGUCAGGCGAGUUGGGCGUUAAUCGCCUCCUGAGUGAAAGCAAAAGCUCCCAUCUCCAAACGGUCAAUCUCACCGCUACUACUUCGUCGCAGCCCUCUGUAGGUGCUGCUCAGUCCGGUGCCUGCUCGUGCUGA
Molecule: messenger RNA, 660 nt
Organism: Hydatigera taeniaeformis
Lineage: Eukaryota; Metazoa; Platyhelminthes; Cestoda; Cyclophyllidea; Taeniidae
Source: the annotation of a GenBank genome assembly